Messenger RNA from Magnolia sinica, 819 nucleotides. RefSeq lists its product as uncharacterized. Gene Ontology annotation, biological process: mitochondrial translation. The record is from RefSeq and is a predicted model, not a curated record. Gene Ontology annotation, molecular function: structural constituent of ribosome. The coding region runs from base 137 to 565 and encodes 142 amino acids. Lineage: Eukaryota; Viridiplantae; Streptophyta; Magnoliopsida; Magnoliales; Magnoliaceae. The transcript has 3 exons. Gene Ontology annotation, cellular component: mitochondrial ribosome; mitochondrial large ribosomal subunit.
CUCAAAUGUCUAGAUGCCAAGCUCUCCACCUACUAGCUAGAGGCGUUUCUUUGGGGCAAAACCACAAACACCCAGAGUCCAUUGCUCGACUCGAGGCCGAUAGAGAGAGAGAGAGAGAGAGAGAGAGAGGGCGACAAUGUUCAUUUCAAGGAUUUUCGGUAGGACGCUAUUAUCUGCUGCCGCAUCCAGAGCCGAAGCUUCUGGUGCAGCAGCAGCAGUAAAGGCAAUACACCAUAACCCCCUCGAGGAGUUCUUUGAGGCAGACAGAAGCCAAGACGAGGACACACCUGUUGUCUAUGGCCGAAGUUGGAAGGCAUCUGAACUGCGUCUUAAAUCUUGGGAUGAUCUUCAGAAGCUAUGGUAUGUUCUUCUGAAGGAGAAAAACAUGCUUAUGACUCAGCGCCAAAUGCUCCAUGCCCAGAACUUACGAUUUCCCAAUCCGGAGCGGAUCCCCAAGGUGAGGAAAUCAAUGUGCCGGAUCAAGCACGUGCUUACUGAGAGAGCAAUUGAUGAGCCUGAUCCAAGGAGGUCAUCCGAGAUGAAGGGGAUGAUCAAUGCCUUGUGAUGUCUUCCUACUUUGGUAUUUCCUAUCAAUCUCCAAAUAUCUUCUCGUUGUACAUUUCUCAUUUUGGUGCCAUCAAUUUCAAUGUUUUAAUCAGUAUUUCGCUUUUAGAGCUAAGAAAUGGAACCCAUGCUCCUCAGCGGGCCCCACCUCGUUCUUCUUCUGCUUUUUGAUGGUGUUUUGGACAAGCAUAGUGAAUCAUAGCUUUUUCAAGCAUUUCUCACAUGAAUCAAAAUCUGUUAACUCUUCUGAAGACA